AUGGGACUCGAAAAGUUUAACCCGUUCAAGAAGGACCGUCAGAACUUCCCCGGAAUUGUCAUUCCCUUAUCCGAAUCACCAGCUUACCCCAAUGGAGCCCCUCUUCCUGAGAAAGAGGAUAAAAAUGGUGGCCCCGAUGCUGCCAAAUCUUUGGAGCGUGCUUCCUCCUCGGAGAAUGGAUCUGCUGGCUCUUUACCAGAUACCAGUUAUUUGACUAUUGAGCUUCUUCGUGCAGAGAUCGAUGCUGAGACUUCUACUUCUGGCCAUGACUCUGUGUAUGAUCGCAAGGCCAAGGUGAUUAACCGGGCUCUUCAAGAUAUUGGCAUGGGCCGAUAUCAGUGGAAAUUGUUCUUCCUUUGUGGCUUUGGAUGGAUGGCAGACAACCUCUGGCUUCAGGGGGUCGCCUUAACUUUAACUCCUAUCGCGUAUGAGUUUGGCAUCGACGACUCAUGGGUGCGUUUCAGUACCUGUGCCCUUUUCCUAGGUCUGUGCAUCGGUGCCUCAUUUUGGGGUGUUGUUUCCGAUAUUGUUGGUCGUCGUCUGGCAUUCAACACCACCCUUUUCUUGGCCGGUGCUUUCGGUCUCGCUGCAGGUGGUGGUCCAACCUGGAUCGGCACCUCUGCUUUGUACGCUUGCCUAGGUCUUGGUGUUGGCGGAAACCUGCCCGUCGACGGCGCUCUUUUCCUGGAGUUUCUGCCCUGCGUCUCCGGAAACAUGUUGACAAUGCUGAGUAUCUGGUGGCCCAUCGGCCAGCUUAUUUCCAGUUUGCUCGCUUGGGCUUUCAUCCCGACUUACAGCUGCGCUAGCGCAGAGGGCUGUACCAAGGAGCAAAAUAUGGGCUGGCGCUAUCUGGUCCUGACUCUCGGUGCUAUCACUAUGUGCAUGUGGAUUGCCCGUUUCUUCUUCUUCCACCUAUAUGAGUCGCCGAAGUUUCUACUUUCCCGCGGUCGUCAGGAGGAGGCUGUUGCUUCGGUUCAUGGAAUCGCCUACGAGAACAAGGCCAAGACAUGGCUAACCAACGAGAUCCUCAACGAGAUCGGGGGUAUCAGCGAGACAAAAGAACACGAGAAGCUCUCAGUCGGCGAGAUCAUCAAACGGUUCUUUUCCAAGUUCUCAAUGGAACGCAUCGCCCCCCUCUUCUCUAACAAGCGCAUGGGAUUCACCACCGCUCUUCUCUGGUUCUGCUGGGCUACCAUUGGCAUGGGAUACCCUCUCUUCAACGCCUUCCUUCCCCAAUACCUCUCCCAAACCGGCGGCGAAACAAACUCCUCCUACAUCACCUACCGCAACUACGCCAUUACCUCGAUCGUCGGUGUCCCCGGCUCCUUCCUGGCUUGCUACACCGUCGAGAUCAAGUAUAUCGGCCGAAGGGGAACAAUGGCAAUUGCCACCGUCAUCACUGGCGUCUUGCUAUUCUGCUUCACCCUCUCUUCCACUUCAAACGUCCAGCUAGUCUGUACUUGUCUUGAAGCUUUCUUCCAGAACAUCAUGUACGGCGUAUUGUACGCAUACACACCCGAGGUAUUCCCCGCCCCAAACCGCGGUACUGGAUCUGGCAUCUCUAGCUGUCUGAACCGCAUCGCCGGUCUCUGUGCACCGCUAGUUGCGAUUUUUGCCAGCAGCUCGAAUGCGAAUGCGCCAAUCUACGCUUCUGGUGGUCUGAUGCUUGCUGCUUUCGUGGCAAUGGUUCUGCUUCCUAUUGAGACGCGGGGAAGGCAGACUCUAUAA
This is a messenger RNA of Penicillium odoratum, 1728 nucleotides long. RefSeq lists its product as uncharacterized. NCBI's taxonomy places the organism in Eukaryota, Fungi, Ascomycota, Eurotiomycetes, Eurotiales, Aspergillaceae. Gene Ontology annotation, biological process: transmembrane transport. Gene Ontology annotation, molecular function: transmembrane transporter activity. Gene Ontology annotation, cellular component: membrane. The transcript has 4 exons. The record is from RefSeq and is a predicted model, not a curated record. Bases 1 to 1728 code for a protein of 575 amino acids.